Aspergillus melleus is the source of this 315-nucleotide messenger RNA. RefSeq lists its product as uncharacterized. The coding region runs from base 1 to 315 and encodes 104 amino acids. The record is from RefSeq and is a predicted model, not a curated record. The transcript is spliced from 2 exons. Lineage: Eukaryota; Fungi; Ascomycota; Eurotiomycetes; Eurotiales; Aspergillaceae.
AUGAGCUUUAGUAUUCCUCAGUCAAUCCAAACAUAUGCCGUUGUGUUUGCGCAGCGGGCUCUUGGAAGAAUAUCAGCCCCGCUUAAGAUUAUCUCACGAGCUGAUGGCACGGAGCGAGUGUUGUACGAAGACAAACCUCGACAAUCGGAUGAGGUUGGCGUGAUUUGCGUCAACGACCCGAAUUUCUGGAACAGAAUUCUUUCAGACUUUGACCUGGGCUUCGCCGAAUCCUACAUGCUCCAAGAAAUCGACUGCGAGAAUUUGGGCAAAAUCUUCGAUGUAACCGGCCCUCCCUACGCUGAGGCGUGCUACUAA